AUGUUAUGUCAAAUUUGUAAUACAAAUGAAUCAAAAUAUAAAUGUCCAAAAUGUAAUAUUCCAUAUUGUUCAUUGGCAUGUUACAAAUCAGAAUCACAUAAGGAACCAGAACAAAUAGAAAAGCCAAAGUCGAAUAAAAUUGAAAUCGCAUCUGAUAUCAAUUCAAAUUCAAAAUUUGAUAAAUUUUUAAAAGAUUCAAAGAUUCAAUAUUUAUUAAAUGAACCUGUUUUACAAUUUCAUUUAUUAACUUUGGUGAAAAUACUUAAUGAUGAUCAAGGAAAUUUUGUUUCAAAAGGUUUAAAUCAUGAUCAAAAAUUAGAUGUCUUGAAUUUGAAACUACAAGAUUUAAGAGCUGGUGGAGUUGAAGAAAAUGAAGCUAUUGAAGAAUUUGUACAGAGGAUUUUUGAGUUAGAUCAAGAAGAAUCUUGA
This is a messenger RNA of Insectozyma verbasci, 429 nucleotides long. The record is from the annotation of a GenBank genome assembly. NCBI's taxonomy places the organism in Eukaryota, Fungi, Ascomycota, Pichiomycetes, Serinales, Debaryomycetaceae.